This is a messenger RNA of Vicia villosa (hairy vetch), 674 nucleotides long. RefSeq lists its product as uncharacterized. Gene Ontology annotation, molecular function: mRNA binding; metal ion binding. Lineage: Eukaryota; Viridiplantae; Streptophyta; Magnoliopsida; Fabales; Fabaceae. The transcript has a single exon. Bases 51 to 674 code for a protein of 207 amino acids. The record is from RefSeq and is a predicted model, not a curated record.
CGUGUUUCUGAAUUCUUUUCUGGUUUUACAGCAUUAUUUCACCGCUCAAAAUGCAUACCAAGGACGUUUGUUCUUCCUCCUCCCAAACCGGAUUCGGCGACGGCCUUGAGCCUGCCGGCAACAUGCUCGCCAACGCCGACGCAUUUGCUUCGUCUGGAACAGAGUCCGACUCUUGCGUGAUACAGGAGCGUCAAGAUUUAGUGAAUUGUUUGAGUAUGUGUCUCAGUAGCCUCGUGGAGACUUCCAAUGAGGUUGAAACUAUGAAGGAAAAGAUCGGAGAGCUCCGUGGCGUGGUGAAAGAGAUGCAGAAGAAUCUGAACGUCCUACUUCGGGCUUCACUGGAGAACCGAUUUGGCGGUUGUGGUUCCUCCUUCCAGACACUGUUGAACAUUUUCAAUCGCUUGAAUGUUGGCGAUGGAAAAGAAAACUGUGCUGAUUGGAAUAACAAUAAGACGGAGCUGUGCAAUAAAUGGCAGAAAACUGGAACAUGCCAUUACGGAAACAACUGCCAAUACGCUCACGGCAUUGGGGAGCUUCGUCCAGUGAUCCGCCAGCCAUGCAGGAUGGUCCUUGCUGGAAUUGUCUGUUCGUUUGGUGAUAGAUGCCAUUUUCGUCAUGAGCUUACUGAAGAGGAAAAAGCUAGGCCUAUAUCAUCAAUCAAGUUGGAAAGAUAA